GCUGCCAGCCGGGCCAUGCCGUGUCGGACGCCGCUCCUCUCCUUCCUCCUUCUCCUCUUCCUCCUCCUCGGCUCGGGCCGGGCCUCGGGCGCAGAAUCUUCCCCCCAUUUACCGGCACCAAAGGAUGUGAUGAUUUAUUCCUAUAACUUUUGUAGUUUCCUGAGGUGGUCUCCUGUUAAAGUGGAUAGAGGCCUGGUGUUAUAUACAGUCCAUUUUAAAACAGGGGCCUUUAACCAGUGGGAUGAGAUGAACUGCACCCAUAUCACCCAGACUGAAUGCAGUUUCCCCUGGUCACUUAAGGAGCGGCGCUGGACCAUUGUUCUGCGUGUGAGGGCUGAGCUAGGGCAAGUGACUUCUGACUGGGUGGAAACAGAUCCAUUUGUGGCAGAGCGAAACACUACUAUAGGGCCCCCUGAAGUGAACAGUGUGAUUGUAAGCUCUGACUCACUUCUCAUUAGUGUCACACCCCCUUUUGCAUCUGAAGCAGGUGACUUUCUUCAGUAUCAUGUGUCCUACUGGGAGAACGCAACAAGUACUACUAAAAAAGAGACAAAGACGAGCAAUACACUAUUCAAAAUCAGAAAUCUAAAGGAAUUGACACUUUAUUGUUUUAGAAUUCAAGCAGAAUUGAUGACACAUUCAGAUCGCCAGUUACUUGGACUGCAAAGUGUCCCAGAGUGUCACAGAACUGCAAUCAGUGAGGCAACCAGAGCAGGAUAUAUUAUACUAAUAUUUGUGUUGGUGUUACUGGUUGUAAAUUUGGUAACAGUUGGUUUGUUUCUUCUGUGGAGACAUCGCAAAACAAUUAAAUACUGGUCUUGGCCACCUUUAAAAAUCCCAUCACACUUUGAAGAGUAUUUGACGGACCCUAGCAUGCCUGUUUUAGAGGUGUUGGACAAUUAUGCUGAGGACAAUUUCCAUGAUUCUGUAUCAUCUGUUGUGGUUUGUGGAGAAGGAAGCCAAGCCUGUGGCAGCAGUUUGGAUGGUCAAGCUCAUUCCCACAGCAUCUCUAGGGACAGUGAGGUAACUUAAGCAGUACUGCAGUGAGAAUACCUGUACUGAGUCUUUGCAAAGGCUCCUGCCCCUGAGCAGCACCGUGUGGCUACUGGAAGGACAGACAACCAGCUCUGGACAAAAUGGCCACUGACAAAUUCUGAGCGUGAGGCUGCUUCCUGAGACUAACGUGCACCCUGAGCCUUUGUUUAAAUGGCUUCUGCUGUGCUACACCAGCACCUGUGUUCUGCCAAAGAGACUUGAAAGGUGGGAUGUGAAAGGGAAAUGAACACUAAAUUGCCUAAAACCAGACAGAUGGUUAUAAAACAGUUAUAUUGA
This is a messenger RNA of Gavia stellata (red-throated loon), 1332 nucleotides long. RefSeq names its product interferon gamma receptor 2 (gene IFNGR2). Bases 16 to 1032 code for a protein of 338 amino acids. The transcript is spliced from 7 exons. The record is from RefSeq and is a predicted model, not a curated record. Gene Ontology annotation, molecular function: protein binding. NCBI's taxonomy places the organism in Eukaryota, Metazoa, Chordata, Aves, Gaviiformes, Gaviidae.